Molecule: messenger RNA, 630 nt
Organism: Adineta ricciae
Lineage: Eukaryota; Metazoa; Rotifera; Eurotatoria; Adinetida; Adinetidae
Source: the annotation of a GenBank genome assembly
AUGGAAUUCUUAGUGACAUUGGCAUUAUCAGAUAAAUCCUCUCAUCUAUGUGAUUCUUAUCAUUCAAAAUCGAUUCCAAUUGAAUCUUAUCUUGGACUUCAAUGUUUAAACUCUUCUGAUCAUUGUCAAUCUUGGUCAUUUCAACUUUCAAAUAUGGAAUGUCACUCGAAAUCACACGAAUAUCCACGAAGUCUUCUUUUCUAUACAGUUGACCUUGUCACUUCGUCUUCGAACGACCUUUCCUAUGAAUUUCGAUUUCCUUUUGCGAAUUCUUCCUGUUGUUGGAAUAAUUUUGAUGUCACUCAAACGCCAGUUGAAUUAAUUUCUUUUAUGAAUAUUUCCCAAGUGAAUUCUCCUCCAAUGACUCGUUUACCCUAUCAGAUCAUUGGAUAUCUUAACGACGAAGAUAAAACCGGUCAAUGUCUGAAAACUCCCUCAAUCACUCUGUUGAAUAUUGAAAAUGAUCUAAUUUAUACUUUUUUCAACGAAUCCAUUCAUAUCGACUUGAUUUCUCAAAGUCAAUGUGAUAUCGAAAUGAAUGAAUGUUCAAUGAUCAGUGCGUUUCAGUGGAAAGUGAAAUCAAUUGUUGAAACAACGAUCGAAGAUCAAAUUCAAAUACAAUUUGAAUAG